AUGACCGAUAAAAUAAAUCCAUUGAUAACCGAUUAUAUGGAUCCAUGGACAUCUGAACGUGUAAAAAAUAUUCUACAACCAACAGAAGAAGAAUUGAUAUACUUCGUUAAAUUAAUGCAACUUCUAAAUCAAAAAAGGAAACUAUCUGAGAAAUUUGAUUAUAAUCCAUCAGUGGUGCUUGAUGAUUUUCUCUAUCAUGGUACUAUAAAUCAUGCGAGAAAUAUGAAUUUGCUGAGAGAUCUCAACAUUCGACAUAUCAUUAAUACUUGUCAUGUACCAUUGGAAGAAGAAAUUAUAAAAACUUUUAAUGUAUUAUGGAUCGAUAUGCAAGAUGAAGAAGAUGUCAAUAUCAAUCAAUAUUUUGAGAAAACAAAUGAUUUUUUACUUUCAUGUAAAGAGAAGAAAGAAAAAGUAUUAGUUCAUUGUCAAAUGGGUAUUUCUCGAUCAUCUUCCAUUGUUCUCGCUUAUCUAAUGAAAUAUCAUCAUGAUACUUUGAUGAAAGCUUACGAUUUUUUACUUGAUCGUCGUUCUAUAUCAUGUCCAAAUCCUAGUUUUCUUAUGCAAUUGUUUAAUGAAGAUCAAUUAGUAAAUUCUUUAGAAAAUUUGUCGAAUGAUCUCUUUUAUGAAAUAUAUGAUUAUCUUGAAGGUUUGGAUAUUUGUGUAGCAUUUUCAAAUCUUAAUGCUCGUUUUCAACAAUUAAUUACAUGUUCAACGAACCGAUAUAAAAUAAUUCUUAAUUAUUCAACAACACAAAAAUUAUUUUGGAAUUAUUCAAAGGAAAUCAAACAUCAAAUUUAUUCAAUUUCCUUUCAAUCACCAAAAACUUCUAUAAAUGAAUUUUUUCCAAUUGAUUAUUCAUAUAAUAAUCUUCAAUCAAUAUUUAUUGAAGAUAUUAAAAAAAAUCAACUUAUAUCAUUACUUAAUCAUUUACGUGAUUUACCUUGUCUUUUCGUAUUAAAUAUCAAUUCCAAUAUCAAAUAA
Molecule: messenger RNA, 981 nt
Organism: Adineta steineri
Lineage: Eukaryota; Metazoa; Rotifera; Eurotatoria; Adinetida; Adinetidae
Source: the annotation of a GenBank genome assembly